GGUGAAAACAGCUUUGAAUGUGAAUGUGAGACCGGGUAUACAGGAGUCAUGUGUGAAACAAUGAAAGAUAAUUGUGCUGGAAUUCUAACAUGCCAAAAUGAUGGAGAAUGUAUAAGUUUACAAGACACUUCUUUUUGCAGAUGUGAAGGUGGAGCUACAGGAGAUAAAUGUGAAAGUGCCACCCUCUUGUGUAAAACACUUUCAAACACAGAUGCUUGUAUAAAUAAUGGUGUAUGUGUAUAAAUGCACAGGGUACAGCAACAUGUGUAUGCCCUGUAGUGUAUGACAAGGACAGAUGUUAUAUGGAGGAAGGAAUAGAUGAGACAGGUGGUGGACAGUUGGUUAAUCCUAAAAUUUCAACCAAACUUGUAAAUUCUGCUGAUGAAUGUAAGACUUUGUGUUUAAACAACAAUGAAUGCACGGCCGUGUCAUACUCGGAAUCUGGUUCUUCCAAGUUUUGUCAGUUCUAUACAGUUGGUGAAGAAAAAAUAGGUACAGUAAGUGGUUCUACACACUACAGAAGAAACUGUCCAGAAGAUUACAAAGGUAAAUCAUGUGAGAUUGUGACAGAUUGGUGCACUGACAACCCAUGUAAGAAUGAUGGACGAUGUAAACAGUUAGAUCCAGUAGGGUAUGAAUGCGAGUGUAUGCCAGGUUACAGUGGUGCUACAUGUGAGAUAGUAGCUGAUCCAUGUGCCAACACUCCAUGUCUUAACAGAGCUGAUUGUCAGGCAACAUCACUAUCAACACAUGAUUGUCUAUGUACAGAAGGGAGAACAUGGACAGGAACAUCUUGUAAAAAUUCAAGAACAGAAUAUACAAUGUUGGUAAAUGCUGCAGAUCGACUCAAGAUGCCAGCUACCUUGCAGACAUUAUUCCAUUUGAAGAGUGAUGAGCUAUCUGUAAUGAUGUGGCUCAGGGUUCAUAUGGUGAACUCAGAAGUUCCUCUAGGCACUGUGUUUGCUUUAGUUGCGACAGAGGACAAGACACUACCAGAAGAUCUGAUAUAUGACUUUAGCCUAACAGUCAGUGUGGCUGGAAUUUAUGUAAGAUACGGGUUGGAUGAACCCGUUGGUAUAUCAUUUGUAACGGAGGAUCUUUUUGGAGAUAUUUUAUUUGAUGGAGAAUGGCAUCAUCUUGGAAUUUCAAUGACUAGUAGCGGAAUGUUAUCGGCAUCAUUAGAUUCGCUACAUGUCCAGGAACCAGUUGACACCGGCCGGAACCUUCAACUUGAUUACAAUGCACAAAUAUAUUUAGGAUAUGGCCAUGUUGUUGAGUACAGAGAUGUUGAAGUUUACAAUAAGUUUUUUGAAACUAGUGUGUUUUCUAAGGCAUCUACUGGAGGGGACAGGCCUGAUAUUCCUCCUGUUCAGAGUUUUCAAAAUUACAACCUCUAUCCUUCAACAUCAAUGAGUGAAAAAGACCUGGACAGCAAUAUUAUAAAGAAUCCAAACUUAAAAGUUCCAACUUUGGAUUGUGAGGAUGUUGAUGAUAUAUAUUACGCUACUACUGAGCGUCUAGUGUCAAUGAGCACAGUAUCUGACUUAGUUAACGUCUAUGAGCAAGUGAAAAAAAAUAGCGGAUCAACCCUGGAAUACAUGCACACAAUUGAAUCAACAAUUACAUGGGGAGCUUAUCCUCUGAUAAUCAUUGGCAAGGAUAAAGAUACAGAAAAUUAUGGACAAUGUUCAGGAAAACUUAUCAUUCGAUACAACAGUGCAUGUCCAGCAGUAAAUGAGUUAUUUAGUGAUACUGUGAGCUAUAGACAGUGUUCUGCUGAUAUUGGUGGUUAUUGCGAUGUUAAAUGUAUAGAUGACUCCAAAGUUCUAGCAGCCCCUGUACCAUACUAUAUUACAUGUGGAACACUUGGUGUUUAUGAUUACAGGAUGCCAUAUGCUGAAACAUAUUAUCCAGCAUGUGUAGACACAUCAGCUGUGAAAUAUAAGCUGGUAGCUUCUAUGAAGUAUAAAUUAGAGACAGAAUGUUCUAAAACUCGAGAAAGUAUUCUUGACAUCAUUGAUGAUAGAGUAAGAGAUAGCUUUACGGAUGAUAUCAGACCAAAAUGGAUUGACAUUUGUGAUGACAACACUUGCACUAAUUUGAAGGACAUUACCUAUAAGUGUGACACAAAUGAUGUUUUUAACGUUGUUGUGGAGUUUUCUCUAGUGUUAACUAGUACAACUUUACAAGCAACAGGAGGUGGUAUAGUGGAUAUUGAAGAUGCACUAAAAAUUAUCAUCCGUAAUGAGCAACUUAUAGAUAUAAAGACUGUAUCUGGUGCUGUUUUACAAGUAGAUACUGUUGUCAUCGGAAAAGUACUAGAAUGUCCAACAGGAAACUGGAUCGAUAUGACAGGCGAUUCACCUUUAUGUGUUCCAUGUUCUGCUGGCUACUAUCUGAAUAAUGGAGAGUGUAUGCCAUGUGAUUAUGAUCACUACCAAGUGAAUGAAGCCCAGACAAUGUGUGAUAAAUGCCCAGAUGAAAAAGUUACAUACCGCAGAGGUGCCAAAGAUGUAAAUGAAUGCAAAGUGAAAUGUCCAGCAGGUCAAUAUUAUGACAAGGCUGAAGAGAAGUGUGUUGCUUGCAGAAGACAUUUUUAUCAGCAUGAGGAAGGCAAGAAUUUUUGUGUACCCUGUAAAAAUGAGUACAAAACUGUAGGUGAAGGAUCGGACAGUGAAAAUGAUUGUAAAGUGGACUGCCCAGCAGGAGAGGCACGAAGUGAUGAAGACAGUCAGUGUGAAUUGUGUCCACGGGGCUACUGGCGAAGUCUGACUUUCGAUGAUUGUCAAAAAUGUCCUAACAAUAAGACAACUUUUUUGAAUGAACAUGCCAAAGAUGUGUCUGAUUGUAAAAUGGAUAUUUGCGACCUGGGAAGUUAUUUUGACAAGGAAGAUAGUAUGGAGUGUAAGAAAUGUCCUGUUGGGUUUUAUCAAGACAAAGAGCUGGAACUUAAGUGUGAACCAUGCCCUGGUAACUUGACUACAAGAGAAGAGGGUGCUAACAAUAAAGACAUAUGUGAAUUCUACUGUCCUGUUGGCUAUGAGAUAAAGAAUGGGAACCAGUGUGUACCAUGUGAGAGGGGUUUUUAUAAAGAUAAUGUUGGUACAGCACAAUUUGACCGUUGUAAACAGUGUCCUGAAGACACAACAGACAUGAUGGGAGCCACAUCAUCAGAGGAUUGUAAAAUACCUAUAUGUCGUGCAGGCCAGUUUAUAGAGGACGGGAUAUGUAAAGACUGUCCGCAAGACUUUUAUUCUGACGAUGAAUCACCAACAUCCAGCACUCAAUGUAAAGCAUGCCCUAAUCUUUAUGGCACUGAAGGGCCAGGUUCCACUUCUGAUAAAUGCACACGGUACUGCCCAGCUGGAUUAUUUUUAAAUGGAGACAAAUGUGAGCAGUGCGCACGAGGUUACUACAAAGACAAUGCUGGUAAUACAAGGUUUGAUAACUGUAGGAAAUGCCCUGAUAAAAAUGGGAAAGAGACAACAACAGACAAGCUUGGUUCUGAAAGUGUUGAUGCUUGUAGUGUUUAUAAAUGUGAGGCCGGCUUUGUCUCCACAGACUCUGGAUGUGAGCCUUGUGACCUGAACUUUUACCAGCCAGUACAAUUUCCACUAUCAACUGAUAAAUGCAAGCCAUGCCCACCAAAAGAUGGCCGAAUUACUAAUACAAAGACUGAAGGAACAACAACUGUUGAAAAUUGUCUGCCUAUAUGUGAUGCUGGACGGUUUUUCUCGGAGUCAACUUGUAAGCCAUGUGAAAGAGGGACAUAUAAAGAGAAUGUUGGUGCUGCUAGAUUUGAGGACUGUACUAUCUGUCCUGAUAGUAAAACUACCGAGAAUACAGGGGCAGUCAGUGAAUCUUUGUGUACUUUACCAAAGUGCGUAGCAGGCCAAUAUCUGAAGGAUAAUGUAUGCACUGAUUGUGACAUGGAUUAUUACUCUGAAGUUGAAUAUCCAAACUCGCAAGUACAAUGUAUUCCAUGUGGAACUACAAAUGGCAUUGUUUAUGGCACUGAACAAACAGGAACAGAUAAAUCUUCACUUUGUAAACCAACUUGUCCCGGAGGGAAACAAUAUAAUGCAGACACACUACAAUGUGAGAGUUGUCCAAUAGAGAGUUUUAAAGGUGAUGAUGACAGAUUUGGUUCAUGUGUAGAAUGUGAAACAGUGAAACCUGGAUAUGUAGCCAGUAAUGUUGGAUCUAAAUCAGCUGAACAGUGCACAAUACGUAUGUCAUUUACUUACAUAGAAAAUGAAUUCACAAUCAUCAUUUAUAUCAGUAUAAUAAUGAAUAUUUCAGACAAGUGCCCAGCAGGAAAAUAUUUUGUGGUAGAGAAUGAUAAGAUAGUUUGUAGAGAAUGCCAGAUAGGCAGAUAUAGUGAUACGGAAAUGGUGGAAACGUGUACUGUAUGUCCAGAUGAUAAAACAACACAAGCUGUUGGCACUAAGUCAGCUGGAAUGUGUAUCUUGGACUGCCAGGCUGGUGCUGGUUACAGAACUAAUCUUGCAACUUGUUCUAGCUGUCCUAAAGGUCAAUACAACAAAAAAGAGGGGCAGAAUCCAAACACCUGUAAAUUAUGUCCAGCUGGUUCUACAAAUUACCAGAGUGGAUCAACAUCUUGUGCUUUUGACAUAUCCCCGAUCCCUGACAACCGUAUAAAUCUGAAAUUUGUUGGUAAGGUUGAGGUAGCUAUAAAUGAGUGUUCUGAUACUGACAGCAUUAAUGGUAUAACAAAUCAAGUUGAACAAACUGCACGAAAAGUGUUCCAAGAUCGGACAAAUGCACGUUAUAAUGGCGAACAAAAAUUCUGUCAUGGAGAUAGCUGUGAUAAUCUUGAUGCUUCUCAAAAUCCAUCGUGUGAAGUAAUUACUAGACGAAAGAGAGCUAUAACCCACAGACUUACAAUAUCUUUUGUAUUUAAUGAUAUCAGUGAAUUUAUCACAGAUACCCUGGAUAACAAUGCUAAUAUUGAGGCUGUUGAAGUUAUCAGUCAGAUUUUAAGGUUAUAUGCAGCAGAAUUAUCUGACCAAGUAAAAGAAAUAAUAUUUGUGGGUUACCAAGACGUCACUGUAGAAGAUCUCUGUGAAGUUGGGGAGUAUCGGGUAGAUUCAAAAUGUGAACCAUGUGCUGCUGGUAAUUACGGAUCAUCAAGUGGAGUCUGUGAAAUGUGUCCACUAAAUACAUACCAGAAUUUGAUUGGUCAAAAAGAAUGUAAAUCAUGUGCUGAUAAAACAUACACAGAAAACAAGGGAUCUACAGCUGUAUCACAGUGUAUAGCCAUCUGCCAGGCAGGAUAUGAGUUUAAUUCGGAUACAAAGACCUGUUCUCAAUGUGUUCUUGGCUAUUACAAGGCUGAGGAAGGCAACGAAAAUGCUUGUGUCAAGUGUAGCAAUGGCAAAACAACAAAAACUACAGGAUCUAAAUCACAAGAUGAUUGCUCUGAAACUUUGUGUCAAGCAGGAGAAUAUUCUGAAACUGAUGUGAAUUUAGAUACAAUUAGAUGUCUUCCAUGUCCUGUUGGCACAUAUAACCCGGAUAUAAUGUCUUCUAAAUGUGAAAAUUGUGCAAGUACUGAAACAACACUAGGCACAGGCAAGAAAUCUAAAGAUGACUGUAUAGAAAAAUGUGCUGCUGGUUAUGGAUACCAACUUAAGAAGGAUCAGUGUGAAAUCUGUCCAGCUGGACAAUACAAUGAUGCCAGUGGAUCUAAUCCAAAUUACUGUAAAUUUUGUCCUGAUGGUCAAACUACAACUAGGACCGGACAGUCACAAUGUGAAACAACAACUGUCCAACCUGUGAUCAAGUUGGUGAUCGUACGUGUCCAAUUGGUAUUUUUUGUAAAGAUCAGCUCGUGUAGUGACACGGUCUUAAACGGAAUCCUCACUAGACUCUCAUUGUCAUCUCGUAACACAUUUAUAAAUGCUAGAAUAAAUAAAUAUAAGAACAAAGAUCGUAGCAUCUGUAAUAAUGAGGACUGUGAUAACUAUAGUUUGAAGUUUGCUGACAACAAUCCUUGUACUUUGAGGGGUGCCGGACGUAAAAGACGACAAACUGGAACAACAGAUUAUGCUCUUAAUUUAGUUGCUGAGUUUAAGAAUGUUAGUGAGCGCACUGUUGACAGUGAUACUGGGGAUACAUUACCAACAAAAGAUGUGAUAAGUGAGAUUAUUGAAGACAACAAAGAUACCCUUUCACCAGAAUCUGAUCCUAAUGAGAUACAAUUUAGCAGUGCUGAAGAACCAACUGAAACUGUAAUAUGUGCUGCUGGCCAAAAUUCUGUUAACAAUCAGUGUGUUGAUUGUAAUACUGGACGCUACAGUGAAGAUGGAGUGACAUGUGAGCUGUGUCCUAAAGACACAUAUCAAGACAGGACUGGCGAGUCAUCAUGUAAGAGUUGUCCAUCACGAACGUACAACGAUGAUACAGGAGCUACUGAUGUGUCUGCAUGUAAAUCAUACUGUGUUAGCAACCCAAAUUAUUGUAACAACAGAGGUAUAUGCUCAGACUCGGGGCGACGUAGUGCAUCAUGUAGUUGCUAUGAAAAUUAUGAGGGUGCAACUUGUGCCACAAAGAAAGAACCAUCUUCUGACUUGCCAGCAAUAUUGGGCGGAGCUAUAGGUGGAGGCGGAGCUUUACUGAUAAUCAUCUUGAUAAUAGUGGGAGUGUUCAUGAAAUGUUCAAGAGACUCGGUUUCAAGUGGAAAGAGACAUAAGCAGUAUCAUGACCCAGAGUAUAUUCAGAAUGGAGCAUAUGACGGAACUUAUGAUAACUUUGGUUACCAUGGCAGACAGGUCCGUCCAGUAGCUCCGUACCCUUCUAUUGGUUAUCCAGCGCUUGGAUACAAGCCAGACCAAAGCUUUGAGGAAGCAGCAUAUGGCGGUCCAUAUAAAUACCGUCCGAGCAUUAAUGAAGAAGAUCUAGGUCAGAGGGACGAGGAGACGCGCUUCGUCUGGUCGGCAUAAUAUCAUUGACUGCAAAUAUUUGUUUUAGAAUACUCAUCAGUGUUUAUAGUGGUUAGAGAAAUUUUUAUACCAUGAUUUAAGAAUGUAAUUUUACUAACACAAAUUCUAUAUUUCUAACAAGUAUGAUUGAAAUACAAAAAUGUACAUGUAAUUAACAACUUUUUGUUCAAUCUCAAGUACAUGCUUAAAAGUAAAUAUGUAUUAAAAAUCAAAACUAUAACAGGAAAAUUUAUAAGCCACAAUUACUGGUUUUAUUUUUUUAAAUGUUGAGUGUUUUAUAUUCAACAAAGAAAAACUAUCUAGUACAGGUACAUAUAUACUCUUUAUACAUGUACAUAAGGAUAUGUAAAAAGCUUCAUAACUUGUAUAUAAUUUUCAUUUACCUAAAUCUUAAUAAUAUAGCCAAUUUUCAAGGCACUUACAUGUUAUCAGUUUUGUUCCAAAGUUAGUGUAUGUAAUAGGGGUGGGGAUUUCAUGUUUAAGUUUAGUGUGAAUUCAAGGCAUCUGUCUUGAACACAUUAUUCACUGUUGAAUAGAGAAUAAGUGAAUAAACAUUGUGCCAUAAUCAAAUGGAUUCUGAUUUUAUACUUUUUCCUUAAAAGAAAAUAUGUAUGUGCCUGAAAAUUUUCUUUGCUUAAACAUGUAUUAACUUUGCAGAAUUAUCAUACAUUUUUAAGGAAUAUUUUUCCACAAGGCUUGUACUUACCAUAAUUGAUCAAGCACUGAAGAUAUUUUUUUUUUGAUGUUAUGUAAUUUCAAGUUCAAAAUUUGAGGGUUUGUUUUUUGGUUCAAAUUGUGUUUACAUACUACAUUCUUGUUUGAGAAGACAAAAUAUUAUGUUGAAAAUAGUAAUCAUGUCAAUAGUUAAAUUUCACAAAACAGAUUUAGUUGAUAUUUGGAAAUAACUAUUUUUCAUAUAUAACAGCAAGUUUCUGUCAUCACAUGCAUUCAGAAUAUACAAAUUAUAAAUAUAUGAAACUAUAUGUCAAAAAAAUAUAUUUUAUUCCAUUUUUUUUUGCAAAUUUUCUAUUUUUAAAGACCUAUAAUUUGUUUAUUUAGUUUAUAAGAAUAUUCAAAGAUUAUAAAAUAUUUGAACAUAUUGUUGUUGUCUAUUCAAAUGGUAAAACUGCUGUGAUUUGUUUUGUUUGGAAGGUGGAAGAAAUGAUGUACAUGUAUUAAUAGAGUUGGAGACUUAAAAUGUUUAUAAACUGUUAAAAAAAUUGUUUUUGUGUUCAAAAUUUCUAAUCUAGAUACUCAAUUAUAUUGUAAACAUUUUGUAUAUCUUUUGAAAUAAAAAACUUAUAUUUUAGUA
This is a messenger RNA of Ruditapes philippinarum (Manila clam), 8277 nucleotides long. RefSeq lists its product as uncharacterized. Gene Ontology annotation, cellular component: cell surface. The record is from RefSeq and is a predicted model, not a curated record. The transcript has 41 exons. Gene Ontology annotation, biological process: signal transduction. Gene Ontology annotation, molecular function: calcium ion binding. The coding region runs from base 234 to 6965 and encodes 2243 amino acids. Lineage: Eukaryota; Metazoa; Mollusca; Bivalvia; Venerida; Veneridae.